UGUCAUCUCCCCGCCUCACCCGGGCCUGGCCCUCCUAGGCUGGCAUGCUCCUCUCUGCCAGACGCAGCCAGCGGGUGGCAGGCGCUGUGUCAGGAUGCCCAGCAUCUUCGCCUACCAGAGCUCUGAGGUGGACUGGUGCGAGAGCAACUUCCAGCACUCGGAGCUGGUGGCCGAGUUCUACAACACGUUCAGCAAUGUCACCUUCUUCAUCUUUGGGCCUCUCAUGAUGUAUCUGAUGCAUCCCUACGCCCAGAAUCGCUCCCACAGCAUUUAUGUCUUCUGUAUCCUCUUCAUGUUCAUAGGCCUGUUCUCCAUGUACUUCCACAUGACACUCAGCUUCCUGGGCCAGCUCCUGGACGAGAUCUCUAUCCUGUGGCUGCUGGCCAGCGGCUACAGCAUAUGGCUGCCUCGCUGCUACUUUCCCACCUUCGUAGGGGAGAACAGGUCCCAGUUCACCUGCCUGGUCAUCAUCGCCACCGUGGUCAGUACCUUCCUGUCCUUUCUGAGGCCCACAGUCAACGCAUACGCCCUCAACGGCAUUGCCCUGCACAUCGUCUACAUUGUGUUCCAGGAGUACAAGAAGACCAGCGAUAAGGAGUUUUGUCGUGUAAUUGAGGUCUCCAUGCUUUUAUGGGCUCUUGCAUUUGCCAGCUGGAUUAGCGACCGUUUUCUCUGCAGUUUCUGGCAGCGGAUUAAUUUCUACUACCUGCACAGCAUCUGGUAAGCACUCAGCCUAUGAUCGGGGCCUCCAGAACCAGGAAAUCUCAGAUGCCAGAGCUUGGAGCAGGAGCCUGGGGGCAGAAAGGGGAGGCACAGAUGCGGGGAUGUGUGUGUGUGUGCAUGUAGGGUGCUGGUUGCAGUCAGGGGUCAGGUCCAGAAGGUCCCUUUGAAUGGUCAGGAUCUAUGAGAAGUAAGGAGAGGACUGAGGUGGGGCUGGGGACAUCAAGCUGGCUGCAGGGACAUCUUGUGCUCUCACCAUCCUCUCCCUGCAUCCCACAGGCAUGUACUCAUCAGCAUAACCUUCCCUUAUGGCAUGGUCACCAUGGCCCUGGUGGAUGCCAGGUACGAGAUGCCAGACCAAACCCUCAAAAUCCGCUACUGGCCUCGGGACACUUGGCCCGUGGGGCUGCCCUACGUGGAAAUCAACAAUGACAACAAGAAAUACUGAGGUCUGCCGGCUUCCUGGCUAUGCAACCACCUGCCAACUCACCUGCGUCUUGAGGAGAGACACCUGGACC
Ceratotherium simum simum (southern white rhinoceros) is the source of this 1238-nucleotide messenger RNA. Lineage: Eukaryota; Metazoa; Chordata; Mammalia; Perissodactyla; Rhinocerotidae. The record is from RefSeq and is a predicted model, not a curated record.